Molecule: messenger RNA, 1192 nt
Organism: Spodoptera frugiperda (fall armyworm)
Lineage: Eukaryota; Metazoa; Arthropoda; Insecta; Lepidoptera; Noctuidae
Exons: 2
Coding region: 233-1030 (265 amino acids)
Cellular component (GO): extracellular region
Molecular function (GO): chitin binding
Source: RefSeq, a predicted model, not a curated record
UAGAACAUAUUUUUCUGUCACCUACUUUUAAUGCCCCCAUGCAAUGAUAUACCGUUAAAAACACAUUUUUAUUUCAUUGUAACUAUGACAAAGUGUCACCCAUUUCUCCACAUUGCUCAGAGGUGCUAAAUACACUAAGUGACUUCUAACUCGAGAGUAUAAAGAAAACAGUUACUAUCUGGUAGUCGUAUUUCGAACUUCAGCUAGGCAACAUAAAGUAUAGUGGGCUAAGAUGUUCAGUGCAAAUCUUCUAAGCGUUUUACUAGCGAUAUCAAUAUACGUAAGUUCUUCAACUGCGUACUACAUCAACCCGAAUUAUGAUUGUGGCGAGUUCGGAUUUUCUUGUGAACGGAACAACAGAGUGAGAAUAUGUGACGGGAACAAGUUAUUCGGACCGACAUUCAUUUGUCCACCCGGAACAUUCUGUAACGAGGAAUCUACUGCGGUCUGUGAAGAUGCCAUCAACUACAUUGACCCAGCUUUAACAAGAAGACUUCGGUGCCACAGAAAUGAAAGAAUUGCUAAUCCCAACGUACCUGGAUGCAAGGGAUACAUCCUCUGCGUCUCCAACGGCAAUAGAUUCCAAGGCAUUAACUUGAAGUGUUCUGGCAACACCAUAUUUAAUGGUUUCACUCGAUCUUGUACUUCACCCCAAAAAUAUAAGUGCCCUGCGAACAAUUCUACCAAGUCGACUCCUGAAUUGUAUUCGACGAAAUCGAGUCCUGAAUUGUAUGGGUCUGACUUAACUAGGAAGGAUCCUUCCUACAAUGCCAAUAAACCAACUAUGAGUUUGAACGAUCGGUUUUCGGGUCAACGACCUGCAUCGAUAGAGUGCAAGAAUUACAAGUUUAGAGUGACACAAGACGACACUCCAAACGGUGUGACGUACUUCUGUCCCCCACGACCUGUGAGGGGUGAGUCCUCGAUACGAUGCACGAUAUUUUCUAACAAUUUCUGUGUAACAUUAGAAAGAGACGACGAGGAGCAAUUUGUAGAUAACGGUGCACCGUACCGAAGGCCAAGAAUGUAACAUUUUAUGUUAUCUAUAAGUAGAAAAUACUAUAAAGACUGAAUACUUACAUGGGGUCAAAAAUAAAAGAUCUGAAUUUAUGUAAACGUAAGUUGUACACAGGUACUUUUAAUAGUAAUUUAUAAUACAUCAUAAAAUAAAUUAAACUAAUUAUAAGAAUAA